AUGCCGGAAGUCGGUCGGAUCGACGGUUACACGUGGUACGGUUCGAUACCGUAUCAAUGCCGCUGGGGAGCUCGGCGAAGACGCUCUCAGUCGCAAGUCCCAAGCUCGGAGCCGCCAGCGGACUCUUUGUCUCUUCGUGCCAGUCACUUCCAGUCGUCAGACACAAUUCACUCGCAAGCGCAACAAUUGGAACCCCCGCACUGCAAAGACGUCUCACUCGGAGCGCAUCAUCUUCGGUUGUACAAAGCGGCCGCGGCCGUACAGAACCCUCCUCCUCUGCGGACGGGCUCCCCGAGCGAUCUGCCCUCCUCUCUCCAUCGUCUGCCGCGCUCCGUUCUCCCCUCCUCCCUCUUCCAAACCACCCUCGGAAACAUCUCAUCCAGUCGGAGAAUCGCCGCCCAUAACUCGGUCUGCAGGACUUCAUUCCUGCUGACUGAAGUCGUCUCACUUUCAGCCUUUCUUUCCGCCCGCGGGCUGCGGCGCGAUUCCCAUCGCGCCUGGCUCAACCCGCCGCCACAACGCUCGCAAACCCCCUCAACUCUCUCCGCCGCGACUGAGUUUCCCCCUCCCUCCCCGUCGGCUAUCUCCUCCGCAAUCCUCAAUCGUUCCUCGAGACUCGUCGAUCAUCGAGACGAAGUGCGACGGUUCCGUGUGGUUGUACCAAUCCCCGCUUUGCUGCAUCCACUUCGCCGCAAAAGUCGCAUCCAGUCGCAGCUCCAUCCCACCAUCAUCGAACCCUCUCCCGUGUGUGAAUCGAUCUGGAUCUCGCCCAUGAUGAUGAGCGCAGCGUCCUUCUCGAUGCCGCUGGGCGAGCGUCCGUCAUAUUACCGCACACCAUCUCCUCCCCGACGCGCUGUGGAGCCGAUUACACCGUCGACUGCCGAAUUUCGAGGACCGUGGGCUGAACGCGAUCUUGCACGUGCUGCCAGCCUCGAACACGAUCAGCGCUCGCUAGAUGCUGGUCGGAGUACCGGCCCCGAUUCUGAGUGCCAUCAACGGUCGGGGCAUGGCCGGUCAAAUUCGACCAUUGACACACUCGCUACGAUAGCGCUCGCAACAAGUCCUACCUUCACGCCUCUCCUUCCCGCCCCCUCCUCUCCUCACUCUCGUUCCGCAUUCCCUCUUUUCUCCAAUGACUCGCAAAACUCCGAGCGACCGGCCAAGCGGGCCCGAUCGGAACGAGACUCUUCUCCAUAUCGCUCGCCCUCCUCUUCUUCCCAUGCACUGCCGCCCAGCGGCCAUCUACAACACUCCGUCUUGGACAGUAUGAAGACCGAUGCUGAGUUGCUUCUGAACUUUGCACGACCUUCCAACUUCUGGCCCAAUGGGCAUUCUACGAAACGGGUCAGCAUCGACGAAUCCUACCACACUCACCAUGGUGUCUGGGGAAGCAAUCUGGUUCGGCACGAUCGACAAGAAUACCCACAUCCUUCACUGCACUUCUCUGCCGAGGAUAGAAAACCAUCACAUCACAACACGGAAAACCACGUCCCGCCAUCUCGCUUGAGGUCACGAUCCGAUGGGUCGACUUUUCUAUCUCGCCCGAUUAUCCCUGGCGCGCGACCUACGACGAGUGCCGGGGCGUUGCCCCCCGUACUCUGGGAAGAGGAAGAGGAGGAACAUGCGAGAGUAUCGGACACGUCACAGUACAUGGGGUACGGACCACAGAGACAUGACGAACCCGACAAGAGCCUUCACGAUGCGACGACAGUUGCACCAAAGGUUGAAGAAGAUGUGAGAGGCGACACAACCCAGGCGACUUGUGCUGCAUGUCACAUGGUGCGAAUACCGGUCGAACCGGACGCGCAGCAGGAAGGAGAUACAUGGAUUGGCUGCGAUGGGUGUAAGCGCUGGUUUCACAUUCUCUGUGCCGGGUUCAAGAACGACCGAGAGAUUCGCACCGUCGAUAAAUUUAUUUGUCGAAAUUGCCGAGCUACUCAUGGGCAGACGACCUUUGUCCGUAAAUCCUCGAGGGCCCGCACCGCCAUUGAUUAUGCUGGGCUCAACCAGGGCGUCAUCAAGGCUGCCUCGGACUCGGCGGAACACCACUACCUUGAACCCAUCCGGCAAGGCAAGAUUCGAUUUCUGCCUGAAAAUUUCCCUCGCAUGAAGCCCGAGCUCAUCACUGCUGAGUACUUUGAACGCGGGAAUGGUUGGGCUGAGCCGGUCGUGAUUCCUGCCGCUUGGAAUCAUCGAGAGGCCAUGCCUGAGCUGGACGAGGACUUUGCAUCACUCGUGGAAGAGGCUCCAACUCAAGAGAUGUUCGAUGAUUUGCUAGACCAUGUCGACGAGGUCGAGACAGGCGUCCAGGAGGUGGUGGAUUGCGGACAAGAUCAACUCGAUAUGGUGGUACCACAAGGAUUGACCGUCCGUGCUGUCGCUGAGCUCUACGGGCCUGAAGAAAGGGUAGAAGUGAUCGAUGUCAAGUCACAACAGGGCGAGGACAAGCGGUGGAACAUGCAGAAGUGGGCCGACUAUUAUGAGAGCAAUGAACCCGACAAGCCAGUGAGAAACGUCAUCAGUCUGGAAGUCUCGCAGAGUAGACUUGGUCGACUGAUCAGACGGCCAAAAGUCGUGCGCGACCUUGAUCUGCAGGAUGCAGUGUGGCCGCAGGAGCUCAAGGCCAUUGGCGACUACCCCAAGGUUCAGUUCUACUGCCUCAUGUCCGUGGCCGAUUGUUAUACCGACUUUCACAUCGAUUUCGGGGGAUCGUCUGUCUACUAUCAUAUCCUCAGGGGCAAGAAGACAUUCUUCUUUAUUCCUCCCAAGGACAAGCAUCUCAAGAAGUACGAGGAGUGGUGCAAGUCUCCGGCGCAGGACUCGAUCUUCUUGGGCAAUCAAACGAAAGAAUGCUACCGCGUGGACCUUUCCGAGGGCGAUACCAUGUUGAUCCCAUCGGGCUGGAUUCAUGCAGUAUGGACGCCGGAGAACAGUUUGGUGAUAGGGGGCAAUUUCUUGACCCGACUGAAUUACGGCAUGCAAAUCAAGGUCCUCAACAUCGAGAAGGAGACUAAAGUACCUAUGAAGUUCCGUUAUCCGUUCUUCCAAAAGAUCCAGUGGUACACCGCUCUGCGCUACUUGGAGGAUGAUCCAAUUCCUCAAAACGUGAUGGACUCGUUCGCUCAAGACGAAAAUUACCGAUUUCAUCGGCGCCAUCCGAUCUACUAUGAAUUUGGAGAGCGUGCAAAUCAGGAGCAGCCGGGGUCUGCCUACUACAAUGCGCGCUUAUACUCUCAAGCUGAGCUGGAGGGGUUGCCGGAACUGACCAAAUACCUCUUGCGCACAGCGCUCAUCGCGAGCUCAUAUAACAUUGAGGGCGUAACUGUGGAAACGCGCAACGCAGUUCGACGGUCCGUUCCCAAAGGCAUUAGUGAUCCUGUCGACAUGAUCCGAAAGUUUGGCAUUUGGGUCGCUUGGAAGCGCGGCAACGAGAAGGCACCGCAGUGGACUCGUCCUGGCGUCAUCGAAUCGAACCCCAAGAUCCCGUUGAACGAGAAAAAAUCGGCCGGCCGCCCAAGCCGUCGGUCGGAGCGCAAUUUCGACAGUCAACGUACCUACGCUGAAAGACAGGCGGUUCAGCGGCCAUCGGAUGACGUCUCUGCUACGCCUGCUGCUCCAGCCAACAAUCCUCCUGCUCCCGUCCCCAGCGAGACGGCUACGCCUGCGACGCCUGUGGCACCCGUGGCGCCCGCCUUUGCAGGAGACGUGGUCGUCCGGGAGCCUUCAUCCGCCUCGAAGACUCGACCCGCCCAACGUGGCUCGGGACUGGGGCCAAAGCGGGUGGCCUGUGAUGCUUGUCGUCGACGUCGGAUACGAUGCCGACACAAGGACGAGCCUGGCGAUUCUGGCACCUUAGGUACUCAUCUGGGUGUAAAUGGGUUGGGACUCACCUCGGGUCUAAGCACCCCGUCAUCACUAGCACAAGAUGCCGUGUCUGCGCUGAACUCGCUCGCUGCCAUUGCUUCUCAGGCUGGCUUUCAGAGCAAUGGCGUUGUUGGCUUUGAUCAAUUUGAUGGGUCUGGCAAGUUUCAUUCAACAGUGAUGGGGACGUCUACUGUUGCGGGCAGUCGACUCGCCGAGCUGAGCCCUGAUGGUGUCAACGGGGGGAAGAAGGGCCGAAGUAAGGCGUGUGACGAUUGUCGCAAGAGCAAACGUCGGUGUAUACAUGAUGAGUUCGGUCGUGUCGAUCCUAUCAAAGCACAAGAACGGUCGAAACCCCGCGGAACAGCUUCUUCAAAACGACCCCGGCCCAAUGAGGAUGAGACUGUCCCAGCGCCGGUCAAGAAGACCAAGCAGGAGAGCACAUCUCCGAAUUUGCAUGCCAUGACAUUCGAAGAUUAUGCGGCUACAUCAUUACCGCAGGAUGCGCAGAGCGCGUACGACGUACUGCGCCACGCCCAAGCCCACCCCAGUAAAAUGGCCGAGGUCGUGACUGUUGGCCAAGCCCUGUAUGCAUCACCUCCUGUCCUCCACGUCGACUCAAUGGAUAUCAAAGAUCAGAGCUCCUUGGCCAUCUCUGAGAACCCAACCACCGCCUCCCUGGUAUCGCCACCCACGUCGCUGGCCGACGAGAUGGACCCGGUACAAGAAGGCGAGCCGGUGACAUCAGUAGAGGGUGAGACUUCCGGUGUUCUCCACACUCCCAAUUCAAGUUCGCGCCAUUCGUCUCGACAACCCCGACAUGGAGAACGGUUUAUCACCGAGAUCCCUCCCUCUCGCUCGUCAAAUCAUGUGACACGGCCUCCCGCGACACAGGUCACCCCUGGUCCCUCAUCGAUUCGGAAAUCGUCCCCUCGCCCAUCCUCAUCGCAUGCCAAGAAGAGCUCUCCGAUGGUCGAGACGCACUUUGGUCGACAUGCGACCACAUCUCUCUCCCCGCGCCAGUCGAAGCAUUCGAAGCACCGCGUCAAAGAAGAUGCAGACGAGGAGAGUUUACGACUGAUUCGGGAGCUUCAAGAGGAAGAAUUCGGACUCCGAAGGAGACGCGGCUAG
This is a messenger RNA of Penicillium oxalicum, 4992 nucleotides long. It is a transcript of the gene jhd1, whose product is annotated as [Histone H3]-lysine-36 demethylase. NCBI's taxonomy places the organism in Eukaryota, Fungi, Ascomycota, Eurotiomycetes, Eurotiales, Aspergillaceae. Gene Ontology annotation, biological process: regulation of transcription by RNA polymerase II; protein demethylation. Gene Ontology annotation, molecular function: histone demethylase activity; transcription coregulator activity. The record is from RefSeq and is a predicted model, not a curated record. The transcript is spliced from 3 exons. Bases 1 to 4992 code for a protein of 1663 amino acids.